CCCAACUCAGUUUUCCUCGUCUCUCGCUGCCAUGGCCGAACCUUCCCCUACCGUCAAAUCAAUGGCCGCCUUCCUCCUUCGUCGCCACUCCGACCAGCUCCGCUCCAUCUCUCUCUCCCCAGACCCCAAACUUCAUUACCCUCUCUACGUCGAUUUUGCGGAGCUAAUGGAGGACGACCCGCCGCUUGCGCAAUCGGUCUUCUCCCAACCGACCCAGCACUUGCGUUCUUUUGACGAUGCGGCUUUUUGGGCUCAUAAAAUUGUAUUGGGAGAUUUGAAAGGUUGCAAUAGCGGGAUCGAAAAGAAGUUCAUUCAUGUUCGUAUAAAUGUUAGCGGUUCCCCGCUCGAGUGUCCUGAGACUUUUCCGAGGAUAGGAAAUCUCCGAGUGAAGCAUCGUGGGAUUCUUCUCACUCUCAAAGGGACGGUGAUCCGGUCUGGAGCAAUCAAAAUGUAUGAAGGGGAGAGAUGGUACACGUGCCAGAAAUGCAAGCACAAGUUUCUAGUUUAUCCUGAGCUGGAGGCUAGAAACUCAGUAUCACUACCAUCAUUUUGCCCUUCUCAGGGGCAGAGGUCUAAACCCUGUGAAGGCACGAAGUUCAAGGAAUUAGAAGAUUCUAUAAUAUGCCACGAUUAUCAGGAAAUCAAAAUUCAAGAAAACACCCAGGUGUUGGGUGUUGGGGCCAUUCCACGUUCGGUUCCUAUCAUAUUGAAGGACGAUCUUGUUGAUCUUGUUAAAGCUGGAGAUGAUGCGGUUGUUACUGGGGUCUUAACGGCAAAGUGGUCUCCAGACUUAAAAGACGUACGCUGCGACCUUGAUCCUGUCCUAAUUGCUAAUAAUGUGAGGAGAACCAAUGAGUUGAAGUCAGACAUUGAUAUACCUGAUGAUGUUAUAAUGAAAUUCAAGCAGUUCUGGUCAGAUUUCAAAGACACCCCAUUAAAAGGUAGAAAUGCCAUACUCCAAGGUAUCUGCCCACAGAUUUUUGGACUCUUUACUGUGAAGCUUGCAGUUGCAUUAACACUUAUUGGAGGUGUGCAACAUGUUGAUGCUUCUGGGACAAAGGUCCGAGGAGAGUCUCAUUUGCUUCUGGUUGGUGAUCCAGGUACUGGGAAGUCUCAGUUCUUAAAAUUUGCUGCAAAAUUGAGCAACCGAUCUGUUAUCACUACUGGUUUAGGAAGCACUAGUGCUGGAUUGACUGUCACUGCCGUCAAAGAUGGAGAUUGUCUUUCAAGAGGUCCUCUGUUUGAAGGUUCUACUGUUCAGGUUCAUGUGCAUGCUUGCAAUCUGUUCAAGAUUCCUGUGCAUGACAUGCAUGGAGAGUGGAUGUUGGAAGCUGGGGCACUUGUUCUUGCAGAUGGUGGGAUUUGUUGUAUAGACGAAUUUGAUAGUAUGAGAGAACAUGACAGGUCAACCAUACAUGAGGCCAUGGAGCAGCAGACCAUAAGUGUUGCCAAGGCUGGUCUUGUGACGACUCUCAGCACUAGGACAAUUGUAUUUGGUGCAACAAAUCCCAAGGGACAGUACGAUCCUGAUCAAUCUCUGUCUGUCAAUACGACACUCUCUGGUCCCUUGCUGAGCAGAUUUGAUAUUGUACUUGUGCUCUUGGAUACAAAGAAUCCUGAAUGGGAUGCAGUUGUUUCGUCACACAUUCUUGCUGAGGGUGAAUCAGACAAAGGCAGAAGUGACGAAGAUAUAGCAAAUAUCUGGCCACUUUCUAUGCUUCAGAGAUAUAUUCACUUUGUAAAAGGAUACUUCAGACCAGUCUUAACAAAGGAGGCUGAAAAAGUUAUUUCAAGCUAUUAUCAACUCCAAAGAAAAUCCGCAACUCAUAAUGCAGCUAGGACUACUGUGCGCAUGCUGGAGAGUUUGAUACGCCUAGCUCAAGCACAUGCAAGACUGAUGUUCCGAAAUGAGGUGACACGAUUAGAUGCGAUUACAGCAAUUUUAUGCAUUGAAGCAUCCAUGACUACCUCAGCUAUCGUGGAUAGUGUUGGAAAUGCUCUGCACUCAAAUUUUGCUGAAAACCCUGAUCAGGAAUAUACCAAGCAAGAAAGGCUGAUUCUUGAAAAGCUGAGAUCGAUAGACGAUUUUCCUGACAUAAAUAACAGGGGAGGUUAUUGCAGAUGAAAGACUCAAGGAAAGCAAGGCAUCCAUCCUGACCAAGUGGUUGUAGUCAAUCACCUCUGGACAUGGCUGUAUUUUUACCUUGCAAAUUCACCAUUCUUUACAACAGCCAAGUGUAGAGCAAAAGAUACUGCCUUACCACAGCCAGAGUUGUUGCUUGCACCUGUUAAACGUUCUACGAAUCGGAUCACUUAUGUGGGUAUUAUUUGUGUCGACAUUUACUACUGUAGUGUGCAUAUGGUAGGAAUCCUCAGAUAUUACCAAAUACGGAUGUAUGUUGCACCAUUUUGGUCCCUCGAGCAUUUUGUAGCUCAAACUUAAAAAAAGAUUCUUCUAAUGAUAUAAUCCGAGGCUCGUAUCUCUGUCCAAGCUCUUUGGUAUGCCAUUAAUUACAUGAAAAUUUUAAGUAACAAAAGACUAAAAAACUCCCACCAAAAUGAUUCCACGAUUACUGCAACUAACAUUGUGGGAUGUGGGAUUGGACCUCUGAGCUUACAAUUUGGCAAGAACUAAACCUUGGCAAGAACAAUUGGCGUUUCUAGUUUCCCCUGGCUGUGAUGUUUAAAUUAUCAUAAUUUCUUAACCGCCUGCCUAACUUUUACAUCUGCUUCAGUUAAAUGUUAGUUCUCAAUCUCAAAAGCUUUUUUUAAUGCCAAUCAAAGUAAGGCUGAUCCUUGAAAUGCACAGCCCAUUUACAAAUUGCCCUACCACUCAAGAUUUCAUGGAAUGGCCAGUAUUUAUUGAUCUAGCUCAACAUCAACAUAUAUAUAUCAUACAUAUCUUACUUUCCAAGAUCUUCUGCAGGCAGAGCUUUGAAUUGUGUUGUGCUGCUCAGGAGCUUCUAGGAUUUCAGAAAAUUGCCAUCUUUCUAACGUUCCCACAAGCCCAAGAAGCAUAAAGUAGAAAUAAUUUGACCAC
Messenger RNA from Juglans regia (Persian walnut), 3040 nucleotides. RefSeq names its product probable DNA helicase MCM9. Gene Ontology annotation, biological process: DNA replication; double-strand break repair via homologous recombination. Lineage: Eukaryota; Viridiplantae; Streptophyta; Magnoliopsida; Fagales; Juglandaceae. Gene Ontology annotation, cellular component: MCM complex; nucleus. Gene Ontology annotation, molecular function: ATP binding; single-stranded DNA binding; single-stranded DNA helicase activity. The coding region runs from base 32 to 2125 and encodes 697 amino acids. The record is from RefSeq and is a predicted model, not a curated record. The transcript has 21 exons.